Molecule: messenger RNA, 2976 nt
Organism: Tripterygium wilfordii
Lineage: Eukaryota; Viridiplantae; Streptophyta; Magnoliopsida; Celastrales; Celastraceae
Product: K(+) efflux antiporter 3, chloroplastic
Exons: 19
Coding region: 172-2649 (825 amino acids)
Biological process (GO): potassium ion transport; proton transmembrane transport
Cellular component (GO): membrane; chloroplast
Molecular function (GO): antiporter activity
Source: RefSeq, a predicted model, not a curated record
CAAACGUUUCCAAUUCCUUCUCCACACACAGCAGUCAGCACGGAUAGAAACUUUCUCCUUCUCUCUAAAAAGCUUUCUUCAACAUUGUCUUCCUUCUAUGUUCUGUGGCUGUUAGUCAUCGAUGCAAAGAAAUGCGAUUUCAAAUUACUCCAAAUUAGGUCUUCUUGAGCUAUGAGUCUUGCAGUUAUGUUGGAAUCCGCAACUUGUUUCCGCAGUCCUAAGGGACACGUUAUUUUCAAUCAAAAAAGCACAUCUUGGAAAAACAAUAAUGAGAAUUCAGUUUUUUGUGUACAAUCUAUCAAUACAUCGCAUUCCCACAAGCAGCAAGUUUGUGUGCCAUCAUUAGGCGUAAAGUACAGGAUGCAUCCUGCUUAUUUUGUUUCGGGAUUUGUCUUUGAAGGCACACCUCUACUAAAUUCCUCGAUAUCUAAUAAGAGGAAAUUCUUUAACAAUGGUUUCGGAAAAUCGGGAUGGCAAUCUAGGUCUCAAAUACGGGCAUCUAUUGACGUUGCCAACGCUGUUGAUGUCAUUAAUGAUCUAGGAUCGGAUACUUUGACAUUCUUAGGUGUGACUGUUGUGGUUGUUCCCGUGUUCAAGAUCAUUAAAGCUAGCCCUAUACUUGGCUUUUUCUUUGCGGGCAUUGUACUUAAUCAGUUUGGCUUCAUAAGAAAUCUUACAGAUGUUAAGAUUUUAUCUGAAUGGGGGAUCCUUUUCUUGCUUUUUGAGAUGGGUCUGGAGCUUUCACUUGCUCGUCUAAAAGCGCUUGCAAAAUUCGCAUUUGGGAUGGGAUUGACUCAGGUUGUAUUAUCCACUCUUGCUUUCACAGCAUUUGAACUUCCCCCGAAUGGGGCUAUUGGAACAAGAAUUUUGGAGUUUCUUUUUCACUCGAGAUCUGAUCUGGUGAAUAUCAGAAGCAUUGAUGAGGCUGUUGUGAUUGGUGCUGCUCUUUCAUUAUCUUCUUCCGCUUUUGUUCUACAGCUUCUUGCAGAGAAGGGUGAGCUUCCAACAAGAUUUGGCUCAGCAACUUUGGGCAUACUUCUUCUGCAGGACAUUGCAGUUGUACCUCUUCUAGUCAUACUUCCAGUACUAGAGAGCCAGAAUUUGGUUGAGGAAAGUAUAUGGCCAAUGCUUGUGAAAGAAAGUUUAAAGGCUUUAGGUGGACUUGGACUGCUUUCUUUAGGAGGGAAAUACCUUCUAAGGCGAAUUUUCGAGGUCGUAGCAGAAGCGAGGAGCUCAGAGGCUUUUGUUGCUCUCUGCCUACUAACAGUUGCUGGAACUUCACUUCUUACCCAGAAGUUGGGUUUUAGCGAUACGCUGGGAGCAUUUCUGGCUGGGGCAUUGUUGGCAGAAACAAAUUUUCGAACUCAAAUUGAAGCUGAUAUAAGGCCAUUUAGAGGCUUACUUCUCGGGUUAUUUUUUGUGACUACUGGUACUUCUAUUGACAUGCAGCUCCUUUACCGUGAGUGGCCAAAUGUGCUUUCACUAUUGGCGGGUCUAAUUGUCAUCAAAACACUGAUUAUAACAGCAAUAGGUCCCCGUGUUGGACUUUCUUUGCAAGAAAGUGUAAGGAUAGGAUUGCUUUUAUCACAAGGAGGUGAAUUUGGUUUUGUAGUUUUUUCACUAGCAAACAGGCUUGGUGUCCUACCCCUUGAGCUUAACAAGCUGCUCAUAAUUGUGGUUGUAUUGUCAAUGGCAUUGACCCCAUCGCUCAACGAAGUGGGAAGAAGGGCAGCUGAUUUCCUUGAUGACAAGUUUGAUGUAGAAGAUAGAGCAGAGAUGGUUAACUUCAACACUAGUGAACCUAUUGUAAUUCUUGGAUUUGGACAGAUGGGUCAGGUCCUUGCCAAUUUCUUGUCAACCCCAUUGGCUGCUGGGGUAGAUGGCGACAUUGCUGGAUGGCCUUGUGUAGCUUUUGAUUUGGAUCUUUCAGUAAUAAAGGCAUCCAGAAAACUUGGUUUCCCAAUUUUUUAUGGGGACGGUUCACGUCCGGCAGUUUUGCAAUCUGCUGGUGUUUCUUCUCCAAAAGCUUUCAUGAUCAUGUAUACUGAAAAGACAAGGUCAAUGGCGGCUGUCCAAAGGCUUCGACUUGCCUUCCCUUCGACCCCUAUUUAUGCAAGAGCUCAAGACCUCACGCAUCUUUUGGAUCUGAAGAAAGCAGGGGCAACCGAUGCUAUUUUGGAGAAUGCAGAGACAAGUCUACAGCUUGGCUCAAAGCUUUUGAAGGGGCUUGGUGUCAUGUCUGAUGAUGUGACCUUUCUGAGUCAGCUUUUUCGGGACUCUAUGGAGCUGCAAGCUCUUGACGCACUCAAUAAAACGGAAGAUCGAGAAUUCGACAAUAUGAACUCCUUGCAGGUGAGAGUGGCUGACUUUAUUGGAAUGCAAACAACUAUUUCAUCUACAUCUCGUGAUAACGAGUUGCCUAAAGUGAAUGAGACAGAUGCGACUGAAGUUUUAAGCUUGCAGGGCAAGGCAGAUCAGAUAGCAAAUGAUAAUGAGGUACAACUGUCUGAUGAUCUAGAGGGCAACGGCGUUUUAUAUUGUGAUCUAAAUGGAGACGUUAGUCUUCCGGGUGAGGCUGAAAAUGCAGAAACAGAGAAAGAUUUGGUUGGGUUAUCGGAACCUUGUACAACAACUAGAAAUGAAGCUUAAAAGGAGUGUGCAUAUUUCAAUUACUGCUAUAGCCUUCUUAAUGAUUUUAUUGCUUGUGUGUAAGUAAUAGCUCCAUUUAAGUAGGGUAAGUUCACUAAUUUUGCUGCUAAGUCUAACAUAGGCAUAGAGAGAAGCUCUAGAGGAUUGCGAAGAGUGAGACUGGCCUUUUUAACGGCAGGAGCACUGGAGCAGUCCAUAGGGGUUUUAUUAGGGUUUCAAUUCUUUCUUGGACCAGACUUUCUUGGACCAGAGAAUGACUAUUAUUGAUCUUGUUAUCUACCAUAAAAUGAUUCAAUGAUAGCUUACUUUUGCUCUCUUUUGUAUAAA